Messenger RNA from Lachancea fermentati, 1638 nucleotides. The record is from the annotation of a GenBank genome assembly. NCBI's taxonomy places the organism in Eukaryota, Fungi, Ascomycota, Saccharomycetes, Saccharomycetales, Saccharomycetaceae.
AUGAGCAAGAUCGAUCACAUAAUUGAUUCGGAUGGCAGCUCUAACAAUGUACCAGAUGAAAAGAUCCAUAACGUUGUAUCAAUUACCGCUGAAGAAAUUGGCGACGAGAAUGCCGUCAUCACAAGCAUCUUAUCACCCUCAGGUAGGGAAGUUAAGAUUACAGGUGAUGUCGACGACGCCAUGAAACUCGCUCUAGAGUCGAAGGAUGUUACCUUAACUCCUGAAGAAGAUAGGAAGUUGGUUCGCAAGAUAGACUUGUGCAUGUUUCCAUUAAUGUCUCUACUUUAUGCUGUACAAUUUAUGGACAAAGUAUCCAAUAGUAAUGCAGCUAUCAUGGGGUUGAGAACUGAUUUAAAAAUGCAUGGGGACCAGUAUUCCUGGGUAGGCUCUGCAUUUUACUUCGGUUACAUGCUUGGCCUUUUUACCUUACCCCCAUUGAUGCAAAAAACUAAAUAUUUCAUGAAAUUCCUAUGCACCAUCAUCAUGAUAUGGGGGAUGGUUCUUGCUGUUCAAGGUGCCCCAACAGUUAAUUAUGCUUCGUUCAUAUUUUUAAGAUGUCUUUUGGGCUUUUUCGAAAGUGCUGUUACUCCAGCUUUUACGAUUAUAACAGCACAAUAUUGGAAAAAGGAGGAACAGUUUUUGAGAAUUUGUAUAUGGUUUGGUUUUAAUGGUUUAGGUGGUAUGUGGGGAUCUGCAAUUGCGUAUGGGUUGUAUAUUCACCAAGGGUCUUACACCAUUUCUGAAUGGCGAUUGGUUUUUAUUAUUACAGGCUGUAUCACCGUGUUCGUAGGCAUGAUGAUGAUGAUCCAUCUGCCAGACUCUCCCGACAAGGCAUGGUUCUUGUCUAAAAAAGAAAAACUCCAACUAGUGGAGAGAAUUAGAGGAAAUCAACAAGGGUUUGGUAACCACCAUAUCAAGAAGCACCAAAUAUGGGAAGCUUUGAAAGAUGUUCGUACUUGGUUGUACUUUUUGUACUCAGUCGCUGGUGAUAUUCCAAAUGGAGGUAUGACCAACUUCUCGUCAAUUCUCUUAACAGAUGAUUUCAAGUUUGCAACGAAAGAAUCUUUGUUAAUUAAUAUCGGUGUUGCAUCAGUUGAAUGGGUCGGUUGUCCAGUGAUUGGUUUGAUCUCAUAUUACUGUUACAAAAAGAAUGUAAAGUAUUUGAACACAAGGUUAAGUUGGGCUUUCAUUACUACUGCUGUUGUCUUGGUUGGUGUAUGCUGUCUUGCGUUUGCCAAGCACAACAAGCACGCACGCUUGUUUGGUCUUUGUAUUUUCAGUAUCUCACCUAUUCCCUUUAUCUGUGUUCUAUCCAGUAUAUCGGCAAAUACAUUGGGUUACACUAAAAAAUGGACAGUAUCUUCAAUUAACUUGCUUGCCUAUGCUGCUGCAAAUAUUGCUGGUCCACAUACUUUCAUCGACACCCAAGCGCCCGAUUACAAUGGGGCUAAAGUUGCAAUGGUUGUAUGUUACGCUGCAGCACUAGUGAUAAUUGCUCUCUUAUAUCUGGUUAAUGUGAGAGAGAAUAAUAAAAGGGACAAAAUCGCCGCUGAAAGAGGAGAUGAGUCUCUCAUGGAGAACAUUGAGUUUGCCGACUUGACUGAUUUUGAGAAUCCCAAGUUUAGAUAUGUAUUAUAG